Messenger RNA from Cuscuta epithymum, 1944 nucleotides. NCBI's taxonomy places the organism in Eukaryota, Viridiplantae, Streptophyta, Magnoliopsida, Solanales, Convolvulaceae. The record is from the annotation of a GenBank genome assembly.
GAAAAUAAUCAUGAAGUGUCGAAUCAAAAUGACGAUGGAGUAUUGCAUAACAAAAGCCCAGCUGGGCAAGAGCUUCCCAUUUGUCUCGAUCCAAGAGGGAAAAGAAAAGGAAAACAUAUUUCUUAUAUACUCCACUUCUAUAUCAAGGACUCUUUGUCAUCGAUCCGACAAUUAAAAUCCUUUUCGCAUAUAAUAAUAAUACCCAUAAAUUCCAUGCCAACCUUCUGAUUUGUGUACUUUCCGUGCCCAAUUUCUCUGCAUAACAAUAUAGCAAUUCCAGGGAGCUAUGUAUUCAAAUACCCAUUCACACAAAUGGGUAUGGGCAUGAAGAAGUGGAAGAAAAAACCUUUCCUAGAGCUCUCAGUUUUACUUUGACGCAUCUCUAGGUGUAGUAUAUAAGUCUAUAAGUUGAAUAGAUGGAGAGUACUAUUUCAGGGGUCGUGCAGUCCACAAGCUUGGAGAGUGUGGAGAAGGUUAUGUCUGCUGAUAACAUCAAAGGUGUGGUCUUGGCUAUCUCAUCCAGUUUCUUCAUUGGGUCUAGCUUCAUUAUCAAGAAAAAGGGACUCAAGAAGGCUGGUUCUGGAUCUGGUCUUAGAGCUGGUGCUGGAGGCUAUUCUUACUUAUUGGAGCCACUAUGGUGGGCUGGAAUGUUAACAAUGGUUGUUGGAGAAAUAGCUAAUUUUGCUGCCUACGCUUUUGCUCCAGCUACACUUGUAACUCCUCUUGGUGCACUAAGUAUUAUUAUCAGUGCUAUACUCGCACAAAUGUUUUUAGGGGAGAGACUACACAUUUUUGGUGUUGUUGGUUGUGUUUUGUGCAUUGUGGGUUCAACCAUCAUAGUAAUGCAUGCGCCGCAAGAGCGUGAAAUUGAGAAUGUGAAGGAACUCUGGGAUCUUGCAACUGAGCCAGGAUUCCUGUUGUAUGGAGCUAUGGUAGUAGGAUCAGUAGUUAUAAUCAUUGUUCGUUAUCUCCCGAAGUAUGGGCAAACUCAUAUAAUUGCCUAUGUUGGAGUUUGUUCACUUGUGGGCUCGAUUGGGGUUAUGAGUGUUAGGGCAUUGGGAAUAGCACUGAAGUUAACAUUUGAGGGUACAAAUCAAUUAGUGUAUCCACAGACAUGGGUCUUUGCAUUAAUUGUAGUGACGUGCUUGCUGACGCAAUUGAACUACUUAAACAAGGCUCUUGAUACAUUCAACUCUUCUGUCGUAUCUCCUAUACACUAUGUGAUGUUUACUACAUUAACAAUUCUAGCCAGCGUUAUCAUGUUUAAGGACUGGAGCGGGCAAUAUGCGACUCAAAUUGUUACUGAACUCUGUGGGUUUGUGACCAUUCUGUCAGGAACCUUCCUUCUUCACAAAACUAAAGACUUCAAUGAAGUGUCAUCACAAUCCUUCUCGUCACGACAUCCCAAGUAUGAAGAAAUAGAAGGAGAUGAUAUUGAAGGCAUUCCACUUAAGCGUCAAGAGACCAUGCGAUAGACCAUUAUUCAAGAAUCAAAAGCUCCAUUAUAUGCCUAUACUUUUUUUCGUGAUGGAAGUGAAGCUGCUGAUCAUCUCUUAUUGGCUGGCGUGUUCACUUAUAUGGACGACAAUAAGAUGGAAGGGUCGUUACCCUUUGAACCUAGUUGUUUGACCCCAAGAGUAAGUGAUUCAUUGAAUUGUAUAGUUUCUACUUUCUCUACACAAAGGGACAGCAAGUGACAUAUUGUUGAAAUUUUUGUUGCAUACAGUCAUCAGGUCGAGGAUCAGUGUGUUUGGUUGUGUAUGGCAUCGGAUAUUGUUGAUUUUUUUUUUCUCUUUUACAUUUGUAAACUCUGAUUUCAUGGGAUAUUGGUACUUUUAUUUCAUCUGCUUCAUCUUUUACCACAAGACUUGCAAAUUCAUAAUAAUAAACCAAAAGUAAUGCUACUAGGGAGAUAUUAAAUAUGGACUUCCAGUGAAUGUGUUG